This is a messenger RNA of Microtus ochrogaster (prairie vole), 1384 nucleotides long. It is a transcript of the gene Rab30, whose product is annotated as RAB30, member RAS oncogene family. The record is from RefSeq and is a predicted model, not a curated record. Gene Ontology annotation, molecular function: GTPase activity; GTP binding. Gene Ontology annotation, biological process: Rab protein signal transduction. Lineage: Eukaryota; Metazoa; Chordata; Mammalia; Rodentia; Cricetidae.
CUGCUGUUGCUGCUGCUGCUGGGCUCGCUAUUGCCGCUCGCUCCAGCUGAGCCCUGAGUAGCAGCAGGACCAGGGCAGGGAUUGACUCCAGUCCUUGGACUUAGGACACCGCAGCACCUUCCCUUACGUGCGUGACUCAGUCGCAUAUCAUUUCUGUUUAUGCCUGGGGUGGGGAGAAAUAUCCCAAACCAGCCGUGUAAAUGAGUAUGGAAGAUUAUGAUUUCCUCUUCAAGAUUGUUUUAAUUGGCAACGCUGGAGUGGGGAAGACGUGCCUAGUCCGACGAUUCACUCAGGGUCUUUUCCCCCCAGGUCAAGGAGCCACAAUUGGAGUCGAUUUUAUGAUUAAAACAGUGGAGAUUAAUGGUGAAAAAGUAAAGUUACAGAUCUGGGACACUGCAGGUCAAGAGAGAUUUCGUUCAAUUACCCAAAGUUAUUACCGAAGCGCCAAUGCCUUGAUCCUUACCUAUGACAUCACCUGUGAGGAAUCCUUCCGUUGCCUUCCUGAGUGGUUGCGAGAGAUAGAACAGUAUGCUAGCAAUAAGGUCAUCACUGUGCUAGUGGGCAACAAGAUUGACCUGGCUGAAAGGAGAGAGGUCUCCCAGCAGAGGGCAGAGGAAUUCUCAGAAGCUCAGGACAUGUAUUACCUGGAGACUUCAGCCAAGGAAUCUGAUAACGUGGAGAAACUCUUCCUUGACUUAGCAUGCCGGCUCAUCAGUGAAGCAAGACAGAACACACUGGUGAACAAUGUUUCUUCACCCUUACCCGGAGAGGGCAAAAGCAUCAGCUAUUUGACUUGUUGUAAUUUCAACUAAAGGCUGAGGCAAAGAGAAUCAAAGGGAAUCAGUAGUUGCCUUGGUGGGCCGUCUGGCAAUGACAGUGGCUCCCGCUCUUGGACCUUCUGACUCCUGUAGGCUCCAGAGCUUACAAAGCAUGCAGGCCAAGGGCCUCGACUGCAGGCCGGCAUCAGCAGAACACAUAACGGUUCCAGCCUUUUGCAGUCUGGCAUUGGAGCAAAGAGAAAAUUGCACUAAGUGCUCCAUGAUCUGCAGAGCAUGUUGCUUUUAUUUUUAAAAAAGCAAGUAAAAAUGCAUUCCUGAACACAGUGCAGGGGAUCACGUACUGUGGGAAUCCCUCCUGUGUGUCAGCGGGUACAUGUGGGGCUGUUCUUUAGACUUCAGUGGUAAUCUGGUGCCCAUGGUUUUCUUGUCUACCAGGUAAACCAAAACUGGAAAGGCCAAGUACUGUCUCUGUGGUCCUUACUGAUAACCCCAUGGAGAUUUUGAAAAGUGUUGUUUCUUCGGUCCACAAGCACUUUCAAAACCUUUGGGAUGUAAAAACGAAAACUCAUCUCAUGACCAACAGUAAAAAUUAUUGUUUAUAAUAA